GCUCAAAUAGAUUGCUAUCUGCCAAAUGUCAUUCCGCUGUCAAAUUAGACAUCACAGAAGCGCAUCGCUCGGCACUGUACAACCUGUGUUAGAAUUUUCGUUGUAAACAAUCAAUUCUCUUUAUUUGUUUUUGCUUAUUACCUCAAUAACACAAUAAAUGAAGAUGAAUGCUACCAGUUUAUACGUUUCUACGUGCCGUCUCAUAAUACUAGCCGACGCGGCGGAUAAGUCUUCGUGGACGGAUUUAUUUCGUUUAGUUCCAUACUUGCGGCAAUCUUUGUCCUGUACAGUUUGCGGUAAUUUGCUUAAAGAACCUUACACGCCGACCAGUUCGGGGUGUCAGCAUCACGUGUGUAAAAAGUGUAAAGGCGGGAGAAAGAAAUUAAAACCGUCUUGUAGUUGGUGUAAGGAUUACGACAAUUAUGCAGAAAAUUUGCAGUUACGGAUUCUGCUACAGUGUUACAAGAAGUUGUGUGAAUAUUUUAUGGGUACGGACGUUUACAAGAGUCUGUUGGAGGAGGACGAGGUGGCGGCAGGCGUGAACGGGGGCACGGUAGCGAGUUCGGGGCUUAUCGACUUGAUACAGGAGGGCGCGGGUUUUGCCGAUGACUACAAGAGCACGGCGGGCCUGUCCAAGUCCGCCUACAGUAUCCUUCCCUGUGUCUACACAAACUCUGCUUCCACACAAACACAGGCAGCCUCCACAUCAAGUAGCACAGAAACCAGAUCCUCCAGUAAAGAUUCCCCUAAUUCCAGAGCAAUGUCCAAUGGCUCCCCCCUUUACUCUGUAAUGUAUGCUGGCUCUGGCAAUAAAAUUACUAUUAAGAGAAAAGCAGUUGAUGAAACUGAUUCAUCUUCACCAAGUGAACCUGCCCCUAGGGAAAGCAAGUCAAAUCAAUUAGGAUUUAAGAAGCCCUCAAACCGCACCCGUAGCUCAGCAAGUAGCAAACGGAAAGGUUGCAGAUGUGGCAAUGCAACAGCCACGCCUGGCAAACUAACAUGCUGCGGACAGCGGUGUCCAUGCUAUGUGGAGAGCAAGCCAUGCACGGAGUGCAAGUGUAAAGGUUGCCGGAACCCGCAUAGGCCAGAUGGGAUGAAGGUCCGACCACACAUACCUCAGUUAGACACGCUGCAGUUGAACAUGAACUCGGACAGCUCCCCCUCCUGCUCUGGCUCCAUGGACAGUCUGGACCCCGACACCCUCACGAUGGAAGCCAUGGAGGAGAGCCUCAACUUCAAUACGGACCUCAAACCAUCUAAUAUUAAGGUAUACACAAGUCAAUUGCAAGAAGUGUCAGCAUCGUUGCCGGCGACGAUAAUGAUGGACGAGGAGCUUCCAGCGUCGGACGGCGACGAUGCCAGCUCGCCGCCCGACUACGCCAUCUCGCCCGACAGCCACGAGUCGCCGCGCUCCGAGCCCGCGCUAGAUACCAACAGCGACGUCGAGGUCGACGUAUGACAUCCGCUGUCCGCCGAGUGCGAUUAGGAGUUGCUCUCCCUUAUGUGCGCGGUUAGACGCUUGCUGCUCGUCUCGGAGUUUGUGAUGGUCGCGUUGCUCGCCAGCGUCUGGGGCUGGUGAUUGAAGGUGCAGAUUUAUUGGCAUUAAUAAAUGAAGGACAUCAAUAAUAGGCAAAGUUUUUCGUAUACAGUUCUUGUCAUUAUUUAAAAACAACUUUUGAACUCCAGCAUGUACCAUAUUUUAGUGUUUCCUUAAAAAUAUAACAAAAUAAUUACAUUGUAAAAUACAUAGUUAUGUUGCAUCUUGAAGUUAAUAUGUGUGUUUUAGUAUAAGACAUGUAUAAAUGAACUAUGUCAGCAGUGCAAGUACUUCUUGACUUCUUCUCCCAGAUGUCCGUGACAUGGCUCGCAAUGCAUGUCUGUAGGCACACAGAACGGCAAUAACGCGAUAUACGUGGCGUAAUUAUGUAUUUUUUAAUGAAAUAAGACGACAAUUGAAAAUAAGUUUAUAGGGGAGACACUCGUUCAGUCCGACUAAAUUGUAAUGUUGGUGUGAAAUUAAAUUCAGAGAAAACGAACUGAAAAUAUUCUGCUACUUUUGAUUUAAUUUGUAUCGUAUGUAUUUAAAUAGUGUGUCCGGUUUGGCAGAUUAUUUGCAAUAGUUCUUUAAUGCUAUCAACUGAAAUUAGAAAUAAGUAAUGUGGAAAAUCGUAAAAACAUCAUAUUAAUUUAUUUCAUAAUGGUUAUUCCACGACAUAUACAUAUUUUAUUAUGCCAAGACAAUUACGUCAUAAAAUAAUUUUAUGUAGAUUGAGAAGAGUGAAUAGAAGUAACUUUAACUGAUCGAUAUUAAAAAGUGAGUGAAACCAUUUUUAACUUUAACUGCUUUAAGUCAUAAAAAGUAUAAGUACUUAUAUUAAAAUAACACAGUAAUCUCAUGAUAUACACGUUCGCGUUGUAAUCAGUUUACUCGUAUCCACUUUUUCUUACUCUUGAUACGAGAGGAUACCAAAAUGGUACAACAGUGAGUUAACUCAUUUUAGUAAGUGAAAAUUUACACAAAUCAUAAAGAUACAUUAAAACAAUUGUUGCAAAUACUUGUUCUCGCUGGACCACAUUUGUUAGUAAUGUAAAUACAAAGAUGCUGCCAAUUUCAAUUAAAUCUGUACCUAUAGUAUCUAACUAAGCGAAUCUUUAGUUCCACGAGUAAGUUGUAAAUAAUUAUGUGUAAGUAGUCACCCUGUUUGGUAUAACCAGCUUUAGGUGUUGCAUUGAUUGUGUGUAAGUUUUUAUGUAAACUUCGGCUCUUAUUAAAUUUCGUAAUAUUUCACAAUGAAUUUACUAAUGUAUUCCAUAAAUCAAAGAUUUUUACAAUAUAUCGAAUAUUAUAGUGAAUUCAACUUUUGGUAUCUUUAUAAACGUAAGCUACUCAUUUCCGUGGACUUAUUUUAUAUGCAAUUGAGCAUUUUAGGCACUUGUGCUAAUAAUUGCCGGAUUGGUACUAUAUCGGGGUUCAGUCAAGUGUUAAAAUAUGGGUGCAUACAACUUAUUCAAAAAUAUGUCCCAUAGUCAUUAAUUCGCUGACAUAAGAGCUAUGGGACAUAUUUUAGAGUAUGAUGAGUGCACCCAUAUUUUUAAACUUGACUGUACACACAAUCUAACUUACAGGAGUCUUAUAGGUUGGAUAACGCACUGAUAAUUAAUUCAGUCCUAUGAUGGGACGCAAUACUUAUUUACAAAAUCGACUAUGGAAAUGAGGUAUUUCAUUUAUACAUGUAAAUGUAUGACUACUUAGUUUUAAAUUCUAUUUGCAAUAGAAGAUUCUUUUAUUACUUUUAUUAGAAAUCUAUAGAUUAUUUUCAAUAGCUUUUUCAAAGUUUCUUACGUAGGUAUUAUGGAACCUUAAAACAUAAUUUUCCUACGUUUGUAUGUGAUGUGUAGCUGCUAUGCAGUAGAUACCUAAGCUAAAGUUCAUCAUCGAAUAGAAAAUGAUUGUAUUGCACCAGUUUUAAUUGAAAAAGAAAAUGGAAAUUGGGUUACACUAUACAUCUUCAGAUCAUUUUGUCUAUAUACAAUCUUAUGAUAUUAUCUGCACCUAUGUUUUUAUCGUAGCCCAGAUUGUAGGCUUGACCAUUUAAUGGUCUGUCAUAAAAUUGGAGUAGCCAUACUGAACUAUUAUUACUACGUAUAAAACCGGCACAGCCAAUCAGUAUUUAGCACCAUGAGUUGUUGCCGGCCGGCAACAACUAUGGCAGCGGGGGACCAAAACGUAAGCGCCUUGAACUUCAAUGUCGCUUACGACGUUUUGGUUGCGUGGUUCACGCCAACUCCCCUCGCCUUCUGGUUCGUUUGCGACACUUUCAUUGAUUGAUAUGAUAUAUGGCUUCUCUAUACCAAGUAAUAAUAACUCAAUGAGUAGCCAUCGUCUCAUUAAAUGGCAAUUCUACGAGCUACAUGUCAAUGUAAUUAAAAAAUAUAUUUUUACUGUGGUAUAGGUAAAAGAACCUGCAGGAAAGUGCUCGCGCUCGUUACAUUCUAUAGGUAGCUUGUUUAACGACGUCAAAUUAAAAUAAAUACAAAUCUAGGUAAUAUGUGGAAAGUCUCACAACUGAAUUAUAAAUGCUAGCUAUUGUAAUAGGUAGUAAAGUCUGUUGUUCUUGCUGCUUUUGUUUCUUAAUGUGCGAUGUAGGUACUUGAUUCUGAUAUUUUUUUUGAUACGUAGCUGGACUAGCCGGCCUUUCCAUGCCUGAGACCAAAGUGCACGACGUCUUUUGGUUUGAUGCACCGUAUUAUAGGAACUGUGAUAAUGCGUCACUAGCUAUAAAAGUUGCAAAUAAUGUUUUCAACAUUGACAUAUUAUCUUUGUGCACUUAUUAGUUGUGACGUCCCUAAAUUAGGUUAUUUCUUGUAUACUAUACAAACGUUAGCGGCUCUUAUUUAUAGGACUAUUUGAAACCCUGGGGGCUGCUUGGAACUGACUAUCCACUCUGCUUUCUUCUACCAACAAUCGUAAAAUUUAUAGAAAGUGUUUUUACCGUUAUGUAAUGUAUAAAAUUAUUGGACUCAAAAGCUUAGCAUUCUUCAAAUCCAAGUAGGUAUGCAUACUUCUUUGGUUUCCAAGUAGUUCUACAGGUCGGUAGUAGGUGAUUUUAUUAUAUUGCGCAAAUAUUGGAAAGGUGAGAAUGUGAUCCAACCUCGAAUAAGAAAUGUAUUUUUUUUAUUAAUUUAAUGCAAUAGGUUUUAAUUGUUGUAUAAACCAAAUUUGUAAAAUGUCGCAUACUUCGCAUAACAUGUAUAUAUUACACUGCUGUAAAUGAUAAAUUUCAAGCUUAAAAUCCAGUAGGUCCUGAUAUAUCAAUGUUGGAAAUCGGAUAAGGUAUAUUAUGAUGUAAUAGGCUAAUACAGCACUCAAGUACAAAGAAAAUGAUGUAGAGAUAGUGAUGAUAUUCUCAAUAAUUUUCACAUUUUCUUACCAUUAUUAUCUCGUCAUUAGGGAAAUAAAAUAAAAUCUAAAUAUUUUGUGUUAA
This is a messenger RNA of Cydia fagiglandana, 4985 nucleotides long. RefSeq names its product E3 ubiquitin-protein ligase MSL2 (gene msl-2). The coding region runs from base 158 to 1459 and encodes 433 amino acids. Gene Ontology annotation, molecular function: ubiquitin protein ligase activity. Gene Ontology annotation, biological process: protein ubiquitination. The record is from RefSeq and is a predicted model, not a curated record. Gene Ontology annotation, cellular component: MSL complex. The transcript has 4 exons. NCBI's taxonomy places the organism in Eukaryota, Metazoa, Arthropoda, Insecta, Lepidoptera, Tortricidae.